AUGAAAGAAGCUCCAGUAGAACAAGAAAAUAUAGAAAUUAGCAAAGUGAAAUCUUUAAGUGAAUUAUUCAUGAAUGAAUCAAGACCUCAUUUGGAACUAUCAGAGUUUUCUGGAAGAGGAAUCGAGUAUUUAUUUGAAAUUAGUGAAAAGAGAUUUAUUCCAUGGAGAAGUAUUGCUGCUGUGGUUACCAUUGCUGCUGUUCAAAUGGCAGUGGGUGGAAUUCUUAUAACAACUGGAUUUGGUGCUACGGUAGGAUUGGGUCUAAUAACUGAAGGAGCAGCAGAUUUGUUCACUGCUUACCGAGCCUAUAGUACGAGACAAUUCAGUUGGUCAGAUUAUGGAAAGCAAAAAGCAGUAAGUCUUAUUAUUUCAGCAACUUCAAUGGGAUUCUCAGCCAUCAAAGAUGCAGGUAAAGGAAUUCAAACUUUAGUGACAGGUGUAGGAGAAGAAAUACUUGAACAAGCUGGUACAAAAGUAAUAACAGAUGGUAAAGCCGUAAGCCAAGUGUUAGUUAUGACUGGAAAAAAUUUAAAAAGCCUAGCUAUUAAACAAAUCGGAGUAACAGUUGGUGAAAAUGCAUUAAGGGAAGGCUUAACUAAAGUUGCAGAUUUUAGCUCGCAUUUUGUCUUAGAACAAUUGAAGCCACAAGUUUCAGCAUUAAUACAAAGUAAAGUUAGUAGUAAGUUUUCUGAACCUAAAUUACUAAAAAUAGUGCGUAAAAUGUAUGCGAUUGACUCAUUUAUUAAACAACAACAAUUUAAAGAUAAAAUAAAUAAAUUAGUAGCUGAAAUCAUUAAUCCCGAACAUAAUUUCUGGCGUAAACAGUGGGAUUCUAUUGGUGGUCCAUUAUGCAAAGGUCUUUUAUCAAGUUCACAACACGUAGGUGGCCCAUUUAGCAUGGGUAUGAGAAUAGUUGGUACCCUAAAUGGAAUGUAUCAAAUUACUUUUAUUAUUGACAAAGUUCAUGAUCAACUUCUAGAGAAACUUUCACAAAUUGAUCGAGAGAUUUUGUCAAUAGAUCAGAUUGUACAUCGCUAUUGUGGAGUCAGAAAAGAAGAUACCUACGAAAUUGUAAGUCUUCUUCAAAAACAAGGAAUAUUAGAUACAAAUAAAGAAUUCAAUAUUGAAAAUUUAAUUUCUACAGAUCUGCGUAUAUUGGAUAUGUAUCAAGACAAGGUUGUAAACUUUUUAAAGUCAUUAGAUAGUGUAGAAUUCAAUGAUUUGAGUGAAAUAAUGAAAUCAACAUCAGAUAUGAUUACCGAGCAAGUAUUUAGAAUUACAGAGUCUCAACUUAUUUCACCAUGGAGUAGUUAUGGUAUGGGUGAACUGACGAAAGCUAUUUCAGAAAGAGUACAACAUCAUUUUAUUGUUGAUGAAAAACAAAAUGCUGAUAGUCAAAAUAGAGAAAAUCAAGAAAAAGGUGAGAGUAAAUACAAUACGAUUGCAAAACAAAUUCAAUACAAUGCCAGAGAUUAUACGAUUGCAUAUAGUCAAUGUGAGAUUAUUCAUUAUGCGCAGCAAAAAGAUAGAACUAAUCAUGGAAAAAUAGAUAAAAGAACAAGAGAUUAUGCUGAUAAUGUUAGAAAAAAUCAAUCAGCAAACCUUUCUGAUAUGAUAGCACUUGCUGCUGAACACAAUUUAGACCUAAAAUUAGUAGAUGAUCCUAAUUAUCAACCUACAGAAGAAGAUAAGGUAAAAGGUACGAAUAUUGUAGUGGGGUGUGGGUGGGUGUGGGUGAGGGUGUGGGUGUGGGGUGUGGGUGUGGGGUGUGGGUGUGCGCGUGAUUAAACCGGUUCCACACCCACAUCGUCACACCCACACCCACAUCCACACACCCACACCCACACCCACACCCACACUACACAUCCACCCACACCCAUCCCACGCCCACACCCACCCACACCCACACCCACACACCCACACCUACACCCACACCCCACACCCACACUCCACAUCCACUCACACCCCACACCCACCUCACACCCACGCCCACACCCUCCCACACACCCACACCCACACCCACCAAAACUUUUUAGAAAAAACCUUAUUUUCUCCUAUGAGAGGUUCAGAAAAGCCUGUACAAUAUCCUUAAAUCUCAUCAUAAAAUCAAUAAACUAUAGUGCAUUCGAAAGUAGACACUUAGCUCUAUCUAACCAGCUAUAAAUCACAAAAUCGACAAGUUUCACCAAAAUUGACAUUUUUUGGGAGAGGGGCCCCCUUAAGGCGGAGACCAUGUCUUAAGAAGGCUAAUUGAGGCGUAUGAAAAAUGUCGUUUAGAGACUUCGAACUUUCCUUGUUUUCAUCUUGCCUCUAACUCGUUCUUGACAAGAAUGAGGUCCGCCACGUGGUACACUGCGAUUUAAACGAGAGACGAUGUCUGAAAAAGACUUUUUGAGAUACAUUUUAACCGUCUUUUUAGGACUUCGAAAUUUUCUUUCAUAUUACCUUAACUGUGACUCGUGACUGAUCAGAAUGAAAUCUAGGGUGUCGUGCAGUGUUAUAUAUAGAGGAGGUCAUAUGUCAACAACAAAGGCAAUUGAAAUUGGUGAUUGUAUUGAAUAUGAUAAUAGAUUUCCAUUUGCACUGAGUUUUAUGUGAUUACUAGCGAGAAAUGGUAGGUGGGUGUGUGGGUGGGUGUGGGUUCAUUUUUUCUAAUCCGUAGUCACACCGACACACACACCCACACCCACACUCAAAUCAUAUUGAAGUACGAUAUAGAGAAUAAGCGUUUAUUUACAGCACAUACUUUCAGCUGAAGCUACUACGAGUUCAUAGUUGGUCUCCACUGUCAGCGACACUCCUCUGAUGCUUAAAACAGUUUGUGAAACGUUUUUUUUAGCAUAGAUUAAAAACUGUCCAAAAGGUGAUGUUUGCCAAAAUUCUGUAAGAUAUACCUUUGAUAAAUAAACAAAAGUAUAAAAUGUUAAUCCCAAAGACGUAUUACUUAAUAGUAGCAUCGCUUUCUCUGUGAAAUACACUGCCAUGGAAUUUGGUCGUGAACAAUUCAUCCAUCUCUCAAAUAUAAAAUAGGGAGUAGUUGUUGAACAAACGAGUAUUAUUGGAACAAAAAAAUCAUAAUGUUUUGAUGCAAUUAAAAUUAAUGAUGAACGAAAUGAUUCAUUGUUGACUAAGCUAAGACGAUGUUCAAUGAGAUGCUUAAAUAUAACUACACAUGCAAUUGUGAAUGAAAAUAGUGGAACUAUAUAAUUAAUAUAUUCGAAUAUUACAUACAAUGUAUAAGCAAUUGAUGUUAAAUUCAAUAAACAAACAUUAUGUGGAUAAUAAUUAAAAUCUUUUUGACCAAGUAAAAUUAGUAAUAGAUUUGUUAAUGGUAUUAACAGAUAAAGUAAUAUGGAAGAAAUUAAUGAACGUCGCCUUGAAUCAUAAAGAUUAACAAAUGAAUAUUCAAUAAGAACACGCUCAACAGCAAUGUAUAAGAAAAGCCAAAAGAGACAGAAACGUAACGAACUUAAAAGUAGUGUAUUAAGUACAUCAUAUAUUAAAUGAUUCAAUUGUGAUGGGUUUUUACAAUUAAAAGCUAAAUGGAUAACUGCAAUUUGGAUUUCUGUAAUACUAGCAAUCACACCAGUUAAGGAAAACAAGAUUAAGUAUAUUCCAAGAUUUGUUAUACGGAUUUUUUUAGAAAACAGAAAUACUUGUAGUGAUAAUAGAUUACUUGCGAAUGCUAUUAUACCAAGCAAACCAUAUAUAAUUAUUUCGAUGUCUAUAGUAUCAGUACAAUUUUUUAUAUUUUCUUCUGAUAUGUUAUAGAUCGAAAUGUUUUUUGAAUGUUUUUCCAUUUGACAUAAAUCACCAGUAAAACAUUUAUUGCAAUAUCAUGCUGUUAUUGUAUGAUUGGCUAAAAGAAAGCAUUUGUCAUUAUUUUGAAAAACAUUUUUUGAACAUGAAAUGGUUAAAUCGUCCAUGACGCAAAAAAAAACACUCUACCGAAUAGCGUGCAUCACAUUAGAUAUUUAUAGUACAGUAGCCAAGUCGAAAUAUUUUUCUCUUGCGUUCUGCGCUGUAUAUCGUUGGAAAUUUCCCACGACAUACAGGUGACUAAUUAAUUAUAUAGAAAA
Messenger RNA from Rotaria sordida, 4079 nucleotides. Lineage: Eukaryota; Metazoa; Rotifera; Eurotatoria; Philodinida; Philodinidae. The record is from the annotation of a GenBank genome assembly.